CACCAAGUAGCAUCAAGUCAACCUUGUAGACCAGUUUUUGUCCCGCACUUAGCACUGCCCCCGCCUUAACUUCCCCGUAGCCCCUAACCUCCUUUCCAAUCACAGAGUCGGCCAUGCGCACCUUCAUUCUCGCUCCUAUCCUCACCGCACUUGCCAUUGCGUCUCCUGUCCACAGGCGCCAGCAGGUCGGUUCGGCACAGGGAGAUGCUAUCGACACUGGUGCAAAUGCCAUCAGCUCGCCCAACAUAAACGAGGGCACUCAGGUCGAGGACUCCAUCAUCGACAAUAGCUCCGAUGCUGGCAGCACCUCGGCUGGAAACUUUGGCACCUCUGUUACCAAGGUAAACUCGAACAGCGUGAACAAGGGCAAUAUCGUUGUCAACCCGUCGACGACUACCACCUCGGGCAACACCGGGACGACAGUUGACGGAUUUGGGAACCAGGUUGGCGACGACUUUGGUAUCCUGCCAUUCAUCAGUGACUUCCUUGCCAAGCGUUCUGUUGUGGAGCGUGCACUUGCUAAGCGCAGUAUCGUGGACCGUGCACUUGCUAAGCGCGGUAUCGUGGAGCGUGCACCCGUCAGGCGCAGUGCCAUCUUUGCUUCGCCGGACUUUGUGGAUCCGUUUGACUUGGGGUACUUCCCUGGGCAGUACCUGCCGGCCGGAUUCCCCGUCGAUGUCCCUGUUGCCUUGCCUGUCGGCUUCACUGUUGCCCCGGGCUCCAGCCAUAACCAGGUUCAGAAUGCAGGAAUUGUCCAGAACCAAGCCUAAGCCCACCACAGCAUCUCCCAGAACCCAUCUUAAAAUAUAAUA
Molecule: messenger RNA, 812 nt
Organism: Linderina pennispora
Lineage: Eukaryota; Fungi; Kickxellomycota; Kickxellomycetes; Kickxellales; Kickxellaceae
Exons: 1
Coding region: 114-770 (218 amino acids)
Source: RefSeq, a predicted model, not a curated record